Messenger RNA from Vigna unguiculata (cowpea), 2170 nucleotides. RefSeq lists its product as uncharacterized. The record is from RefSeq and is a predicted model, not a curated record. Lineage: Eukaryota; Viridiplantae; Streptophyta; Magnoliopsida; Fabales; Fabaceae.
UUGUGAUUUGAACAAAACCUCCCCAGUCAAACGAAACUCUGAAUUUUGUUGCGAAAAGAAAUCAUAGUAAUCGAUUUUAAUCAUACGCUGAAUCCACCUUCUUCGUUCGAGAAUCGUUCUAGGUUCUCAGAAUGGGGAUUGAAUGGUUUUGGAAUCUGCAAAACCUGUGGCCAUUCCGAGUGGACGAGCUGAGAGAAUCGAAGGAACUGGUGAAGAAACUGAGCAUCCCCGAACAGACGAAGCAAUUCGUGUAUGCGGUGCGUGAUUCGCAAAACCAAUCGGUUGUUUACAUUCUCUCUGCUUUGAAUUUGUCGGAGCGAUCAGUCUCCGAUGCCGAAUGCCUUAUCAGGGAGAUCAAACCCGACGCCGUUUUGGUGCAGGCUGGGGUUUCCCCCUUCUACCAGCUUCAGUCUGAAGAGUCCUCUGUUCCGUUACCGACUUCGUCUUUUGGGGUAAUCAAACGUUGUUUUCUUGAUAAAAUUGAUAGGGACAUGUACGAGAAUGUUGCAGGUAACUUUGUGCUGAGGGAGAUUUUCGGGACCAGUUUCCAUGGCCCCUUGUUGGCUGCCAAGAGGGCUUCUGAGGAUGUUGGUUCGUCUUUUCUUGUUAUAGAGUCUCCUUCUUGUUGGGGUAAUAGUAAUAGUAAUAGUAAUAAUAGGGAUAAUAAUAGUGAUAAUGAUAGCAAUUCUGGGGGUGGAGUUGAUAGGGGGAGUAAUUUUCGAGGUUUUGUUAAUAGCUUGGUUCCUCAGAAGCAUGCUGCUUCUUGGGCUCCUUCGGCUCUGAAGAGAUUUUCUCUUGAUGAGGAACUUAGGAGGAUGCUGGUUAAGGCUAUGUCUGGUUAUUUGGAUCCGCUUUUGCUUAGUAGUGUUAAUGGUAGUUCUGUUUUGGAGGGGGGUGAUGAAGAAAUUCAGCCAUUAACUAGUUAUGAGACCCCGGGUUUUGCCAGGUCUAUUUACCCUUUGCUUGAGGAUUUGUGUAGUAUAUUUCGUGAUCUUCCGUCGCUUGGGAAGGCCCUGGCUCAUGUGCAGAAGAUGUUGUUGGAUGUGAAUAGAGGAGAGGUUCUUGACAAGAGAACUGUUUCUGAGGUCUAUACUUUCCGAAUUGCUGCUGAAGUGCUAAGAAUUGCUCUGAAUAAUAAGGGGUUGAAAAGUGCGGCUAAGUCAGAUAAGGUUGAGUUCUCGGAGCUUCCGGUUGAUGACAAGUCGCAUGCACUCUUGGCACAGGCGAUUCGGAGCCAGAGUGAUAAGUUUAAGACCAUUGUGGCAGUGGUAGAUGCUAGUGCCUUGGCUGGACUCAGGAAACACUGGGAUACUCCUCUUCCUGUUGAAGUCAAGGACCUGGUAGGGGAACUGAUCACAAACUCUGAAGGUAAAGGGGUGAUGUUGAAUCACAGUGACAAGAAGCGGUUGUUAACAGAUAAGCCUAUGGUGGCAGUAGGGGCUGGAGCGACAGCAGUUUUAGGAGCUUCAUCGCUGACCAAAGUAGUCCCAGCAUCAACGCUGGUGAAGGUAGUUACUUUCAAAAUUCCAACUUCGUUUAAAAUUGGUCUCAGCCAGAUGCAGAAAGUCCUGGCUUUUGCCUUUGGCCAAUCAAAAGUUGUGGUUCCAGGUUUUGCAACUUCUGGAGCCAAAACCUCCGGUAUCAUGAAGACAGCAUUAUCUGCUGAAAAGAUUCGAGUUGUUACUCACAGUGUUAUAGCUUCUGCUGAAAAAACCAGUAUUUCAGUCAUGAGAACGGCUUUCUAUGAAAUAAUGAGGAAGCGAAAGGUGCGUCCUGUUGGGUUCUUGCCUUGGGCCACAUUUGCAGGCAGUAUUGGAACUUGUGGAGGCUUGCUUUUGUACGGUGAUGGGAUUGAGUGUGCUGUUGAGUCUCUCCCUGCCGCCCCAUCUAUUGCCAGUUUGGGUCGUGGGAUUCAGCAUCUUCAGGAGGUGUCUCAAGCAGUGAUGCAAACAGAAGGAAGUAGAAUCCAAGCUUCAAUAGAAUCUCUAAUAAGAAGAAUGAAGAAGGCAAGGGAUUGAUAUAGAUAGAUAGGUAAUAAAAUCAAUUUUUCUCUGCAGUUGUGGUUUUCUUCAUACUUUAUGAAGAUAAUCGGAAUGGUUAGAGUUCAGGAAAUUCUUCUGUAUAUACCUUUUUCUCCUAUAGAAAUGAUAAUAUUUUAGGCUGCUUAAAA